Betta splendens (Siamese fighting fish) is the source of this 1945-nucleotide messenger RNA. Its product is annotated as F-actin-capping protein subunit alpha-2. Gene Ontology annotation, molecular function: actin filament binding. Gene Ontology annotation, biological process: barbed-end actin filament capping; actin cytoskeleton organization. The transcript is spliced from 10 exons. The coding region runs from base 103 to 963 and encodes 286 amino acids. Lineage: Eukaryota; Metazoa; Chordata; Actinopteri; Anabantiformes; Osphronemidae. Gene Ontology annotation, cellular component: F-actin capping protein complex; actin cortical patch. The record is from RefSeq and is a predicted model, not a curated record.
AAAUGAGCAUCAAUCAAACCCCUGAAAACCGAACCACGCUGGGAAUCCACCCAUGCGGUGACGUCACGAGGCUCUGACAAGCUGGUGGUGCCGGAAGAAAAGAUGGCGGAUCAUGAGGAGCAGCUAUCCGACGAGGAAAAGGUACGCAUAGCAGCCAACUUCGUCAUCCACGCCCCACCAGGAGAGUUCAACGAGGUUUUCAAUGAUGUGCGAUUGCUUCUCAACAAUGACAAUCUUCUCAGGGAAGGUGCAGCGCAUGCAUUUGCACAGUACAACUUGGACCAGUUUACCCCGGUGAAAAUCGAGGGCUAUGAAGAGCAGGUCUUAAUCACAGAGCAUGGUGACCUUGGGAAUGGCCGUGUCCUGGACCCCAAAAACAAGAUCUCCUUUAAGUUUGACCAUCUGAGGAAGGAGGCCAGCGAUCCACGUCCCCAUGACGUGGACAGCUCCCUGGAGGGCUGGAGGAGCGCUGUGGACUCGGCCGUCAGGGCCUAUGUGAAGGAGCACUAUCCCAGUGGAGUCUGCACCAUUUAUGGGAAAACCAUUGACGGACAUCAAACUAUCAUCGUGUGCAUCGAGUGCCAUCAGUUUCAACCAAAAAACUUCUGGAAUGGACGUUGGAGGUCAGAAUGGAAAUUUACCAUUUCCCCAUCUACCACUCAAGUGGCAGGAAUCAUGAAAAUCCAGGUCCAUUACUAUGAGGAUGGGAAUGUUCAGCUUGUGAGCCACAAAGAGGUUCAGGAGUCCAUGUCAAUUUCCAAUGAGGCUUCAACCGCGAAGGAGUUUGUAAAGAUCAUGGAGGCUGCAGAGAACGACUAUCAGACGGCCAUCAAUGAGAAUUACCAGACCAUGUCGGACACUACCUUCAAAGCCUUACGCCGCCAGCUUCCUGUGACACGCACCAAGAUCGAUUGGAACAAGAUCCUGAGCUACAAGAUUGGCAAGGAGAUGCAGAAUGCUUAAAAACAACCGAGAAGACAACAGACAACUGCCCCCCACCCUCACCCCCUCCCAAACAAUGUUGCAUGACUGGAUAGUUGUAUCGUCUUUGUACAAAAACUAAUCAAAUGGGGACAAAGAAAGGUUUGGUCUCACAGCCAGAUAUCACAUUGGAGGUCUACUUUUAUUGAUGUUGUUUUGUUUUUAUACAGAUACUGUUAGGUCCUCUUUAUGUCGAAUCCAUAAAGACAGACAACUGAAUUUGGGAAACUUAUAAGGAAAUAAUACAAGACAUAGGAAGGAGUGCAAACACCUGUAGGCAGCAACACCAUUAAAAUAUACAGUAUCGCGUGCAAUAUUUAUUGUCAGUGAGACCACACCUUUUUUAUGUGACCUGCUGAAAAAUGGUUUGAAUUUGCAAUGAUGGUGAAAUGAAUCAUUUUUGGGAGAAUUUUGUCUGCAUUCAUCUUACAGCUCAGAUAUUACGGCUGAAAAGAAUGACUCCCCUCUCACAUCACGGUUAAUGUCUCAUAUGGUCAGCGACAAUUAAAAAAGCUCUUCGUGUUCAUUGACUGGUAUAUUUGGCACAAGCAGUCACCACUGUCAGCCACUCAAUGUUCUUGUUCCCUCAUUCUGGUACUUCCUCACUGUUUGUUCUGUAUGAGACCUCAAGCUCACAAUGCUCUUGGCUAAAUUGCCUUUUUGACUUGACUUCGUGUGAACUCUCACCCAGCGCAGGGAGUUCGGUGACCACUUAACAAGCUGAAAUAAAGUCAUCAACCGCUAAGUAUGUGCAUAAUGUCCAAUUUACAAUAAAAUCAAAAUGUAUCACUUCCUCCUCCAGUGCUUAUUUUUAUUAAAAAAAGAACCUGGCUGUAUUAUAUAACAAGGCACAUUGUAAUAUAUACCUGUAUGAAACCUCCUGUCUGUCAGUUUGGUGAUUUAUUUCCAUGAGAGUAAUUGUAAUUCAAUCACAAUUAUGUUGCAUUAAAUGACAAAUUUUCUA